AUGAAAGCAUGCGCACUUCGUAAGCUGUCUGUUACUAUUAGUUUUGACUUUGUUGCUCCAUUUGCCAAUACUACACAAAAGUCCUCCCGUUCCCCUGAUGACAAUGACACUUCUUCUGUUGGUCGUGGUUCAUCUAAAGGUCAUGGGGGGCAGUUUGGAAGUGGUCGUGGGGGUCAUGAUGGAGAAGAUCAAGAACUCCAAUUAUUUGACUUUGAUAGUGUCAAAAUGGCUACCAACAACUUCUCAUUUUGCAACAAAAUAGGAGAAGGAGGUUUUGACAUUGUUUAUAAGGGGAAUCUAUCAACGAGACAAGCUAUAGCAGUCAAAAGACUUUCAAGAACUUCAGGACAAGGAAUGACAGAGUUCAAGAAUGAAAUUAUGUUAAUUUCUAAACUUCAACACAGAAACCUUGUCAAACUUGUUGGUGUUUGCAUUGAAGGAGAAGAAAAGCUUUUGCUUUAUGAGUACUUGAGCAACAAAAGCUUGGAUAAAAUCCUAUUUGACCCAUCAAAACAAGCAGAAUUGGAUUGGACUAAGCGCUUUAGGAUUAUCAAGGGAGUUGCCUGUGGACUACUUUAUCUUCAUCGUGAUUCUCGGUUAAAAGUCAUUCAUCGAGAUUUGAAGGCAAGCAAUAUUCUCUUAGAUGAACACAUGAAUCCAAAAAUUUCAGAUUUUGGCAUGGCAAGGAUCUUCGGCUGGAAGCAGGAUCUAGCAAAUACUAAUAGAGUGGUUGGAACAUAUGGCUACAUGGCACCAGAGUAUGCCUUGGAAGGGGUAUUUUCUGAAAAAUCUGAUGUCUUCAGCUUUGGUAUCUUGUUAUUAGAGAUUGUGAGUGGAGUAAAAAAUAAAAGCUUUUUUCAUGAUGAACAACAUCUAAGUCUACUGGGCUAUGCUUGGCAAUUAUGGAAUGACGGCAAGGGAAUGCAAUUGGUUGAUCAAAGAGUAAUUAAUAGUUGUGAUCAACUUGAAGCAAUGAGAUGCAUCCAUAUAGGGCUCCUAUGUGUGCAAGAUUACGCGGUGGACAGACCAACUAUGUAUAAAGUAGUUUCCAUGCUUACUACUGAAACAACUCUUACUCCUCCAAAAAUGCCAUUAUAUAUUCGUGACAUGACUAACGUUAGUUUGGAUUCAUAUGGUAGUGAUCUAAACUCUACAAAUGAAUGUACGAUAACAGUCAUUGAGAGCCGAUAA
Macadamia integrifolia is the source of this 1191-nucleotide messenger RNA. Its product is annotated as putative G-type lectin S-receptor-like serine/threonine-protein kinase At1g61610. The record is from RefSeq and is a predicted model, not a curated record. The transcript has 6 exons. Lineage: Eukaryota; Viridiplantae; Streptophyta; Magnoliopsida; Proteales; Proteaceae. Gene Ontology annotation, molecular function: protein kinase activity; ATP binding. Bases 1 to 1191 code for a protein of 396 amino acids. Gene Ontology annotation, biological process: protein phosphorylation.